AGUAAACAAAAGGUACUUGACCGCAAAAUUCUUGAUUUAUUUGAUAGCUCCCAAACAAAUAGUAAAAUGUGAAAAUCAAAAAUGAUUCACAGUUCUGGUAAAUAGGUGCCAUGGUCUUUCUAUGGAGCUUCAAAUAACAAACAGCAAUGAAGCUUUCUUUCUUAUUAUUUCGACCACCUCAUAAUAUAAAUCUUGCUGUAUAUAAGACCUUUUUCAUUAUUCUCUUUAUAAUUCUUGUUAUUUCUACGCUUUCUGCAUUGUCAGUAUAUUAUUCUGGGAUUUCAAGAGAUGAGAAUUAUCAUUUUAGCAGAAUAGAUUUGAAUAUUCAUAAUGCUCCAAAAGUUGAAUUGCCCUCUUCAGUGGAAACGAAAAGAAGAAAUGAAAACUGUACACAUUGGGAUUGCUUCAAUAUAUAUAAAUGUGGGCAUACAGGACAUGAUAGAAUUGCAGUAUAUGUUUACCCAUUUAAACAAUAUUUUAGCAAGGAUGGUGUUCCUGCAGUUUCUUCUGUUUCAAAGGAAUAUUUUGAGUUAAUUAAGGCUGUAGUGAAUUCAAAUUAUUACACUGUGAAUCCACUUGAAGCCUGUCUUUUCUUGACUACAAUUGAUACUUUGAACCAAGAGAGAUUAAAUCUUAAUGUUACUUCUGCUGCUCUUCAUUCCUUACCAUAUUGGAAUGGUGGGGAAAAUCACAUAAUUUUCAAUAUGAUACCUGGAUCUCCUCCUGAUAUGUCUACUGUUAUUGAGUUAGAUAUUGGGAAAGCCUUAGUAGCAGGAGCAGGCUUUGACACAUACUCAUUCCGCACAAACUUUGAUAUUUCUCUACCUCUUUUUAGUCCUUUAGCAAAAGUAGCAGUACUAAAUGACAUAUCCAAGAAAAGGAAUUGGUACAUCACUUCAUCUCAACUAGGUAUUGAUCCAUACUACUUAGAUGAACUCCAAAAGCUGUCUUAUCAGCAUGAAAAUUUAUUUUUAAUAUUAGACGCUUGCCAUAAUCACAAUUAUACUAGUCGAUGCGAGAUCAAUUCUGGAAAACUUUAUUCCUAUCCCAAAAUUUUAAGAGAUAGUACUUUCUGCCUUAUAUUUCGAGGGGAAAGAAUGGGGCAGUUUGCCCUCUUAGAGGCCAUGGCUGCAAAUUGCAUACCGGUGGUUGUAAUGAACAGUGUCGUUAUGCCAUUUAAUUCUGUGAUAGAUUGGAAACGUGCAGUUAUCUUUGUGAUGGAGGAUUAUUUAAAUACUCUCAUUAAAGUUCUGAGUAAGGUAUCAGAAAAACGCAUUAAUGAAAUGAGGAAAAAUAUAAAAUUUUUAUACAAUAAAUAUUUCUCCAACAUGAAAAAAAUUACUUUAACAACUUUGAGUAUCCUACAAGAUAGAAUAUAUCCCCACUGGUGUAAGAUGUAUGAUGAUUGGAAUAUCCCUUCUUACGAGAGAAACAAAAAUCCCCUUUUUAUGCCCCACACUGCUCCAAAGUCCCAUGGUUUUACUGCAGUAAUUUUAACAUAUGAUAGGGUGGAAAGUUUAUUUACACUUAUAAGGAGGCUAUCUAAAGUUCCUAGUCUUAUGAAAAUACUUGUAGUGUGGAAUAAUCAGAAAAAACAUCCACCAGCAUUUUCAGAGUUCCCAAAGGUGCAAAAACCAGUUAAAGUCAUAAAAACCCGUGCAAACAAAUUAUCAAAUCGAUUUAUACCUUAUAAAGAAAUAGAAACAGAAGCGAUUUUACACAUAGAUGAUGAUAUUGUGAUGCUAACAGCAGAUGAGUUGGAAUUCGGAUUUGAGGUUUGGAGAGAAUUUCCUGAUAGAAUAGUUGGUUUUCCAUCUCGAACGCAUAUUUGGAACAAUGUUACCAAAAGCUGGAAGUACGAAUCUGAGUGGACUAAUGAGAUAUCAAUGGUGUUAACUGGGGCAGCUUUUCUCCAUAAAUAUUGGAGUUACAUGUAUACUAAGAAACUAACACCAGAAGUAAGAGAUUGGGUUGAUGAAAACAUGAAUUGUGAAGAUAUUGCAAUGAACUUUUUGGUAGCUAAUAUAACUAAUCAACCUCCAAUCAAGGUUACUCCAAAAAAGAAGUUUAAAUGUCCUGAAUGUACUAAUAACGAGAUGCUAUCUGCUGAUAUUGGACAUAUGGUUGAGAGAUCUCAGUGCGUUGAUAGAUUUGCAAAAAUAUUUGAGAGAAUGCCUUUACAAUCCGUUGAAUUUCGGGCAGAUCCAGUACUUUUCAAGGAUCCAUUCCCAGAGAAACUGAAAAGAUUCAAUGAUAUUGGCAGUUUAUAAGCUCAACUCAUUCCUUUAUGUAAAUAAUCUAUUACUAAAUAUAUAUACAUUUCAUGAUUUA
Messenger RNA from Harmonia axyridis, 2331 nucleotides. It is a transcript of the gene sotv, whose product is annotated as exostosin-2. NCBI's taxonomy places the organism in Eukaryota, Metazoa, Arthropoda, Insecta, Coleoptera, Coccinellidae. The record is from RefSeq and is a predicted model, not a curated record. The transcript has 8 exons. Gene Ontology annotation, molecular function: glycosyltransferase activity. The coding region runs from base 147 to 2270 and encodes 707 amino acids. Gene Ontology annotation, cellular component: membrane.